UAUUGCAGCCACCGUUCAGACUUGGGCCCUUUAUUACCUGAGCCAACACAUGAUUGUUCAGCUGCAAGGUGCAGUGUUAUUAAUCUCCAACUCUCUUCAAUACUCUACUUAUUGGGUUCAAUUGCUAUUAUUCGAGGUAUAAAAGUCAUGGCUGGAGCAAACAAUCAGCGUGUUUUUUCUUCAACACUUGUUGCCGAUCUCAUGACAUUCUUAGAUGAGGAAGAAGAUUAUUGGGAAGAAGUGCAUGCCUUACUUAUCGAAGAGGGGGACUUUUCAUUCCACAACACUAUUUAUAGGCAGCCUUGUCGAACUCGGCCAUUUACUGGCCACGAGCUAAUUCAUGACAUAUUGCGUGGACACCCUGAUAGAGGUUAUCAACAUUUCAGGAUGACCACCACUAUGUUUACAAGGCUUCGAGAAGAACUGGUUGGAAGGGGUUUUAUACAAAAUACUAGGCAUUUAACUGCUGACGAGCAGCUUGGUAUAUUUCUAUUUGGUACAGGUCAUGCCGUGGCCAAUAGAGUUUUGGCGGAAACUUUUCAACAUUCUGGAGAAACGAUUAGCAGGCAUUUUAAUAAUGUACUGCGCGGCGUGGUUGAACUUAGGCAUGACUACAUCCAACUCCCACUAUCAAAUACAGGAGUACACCCUAGAAUAAAGGAAAAUCCGACAUUCUAUCCAUUCAAGAAUGCAAUUGGUGCAGUAGAUGGGACUCACAUACCGGUGGUUGUACGGAAGCAUAAGCAACCAAGAUAUCGGUGUCGAAAAGGAUUUACUUCUCAGAACAUGAUGGCCGCAUGCUCGUUUGACCAUCAGUUUCUAUUUGUGUGCACCGGGUGGGAGGGUUCUGCAGCUGAUAUGAGGGUACUGCGAUGGUGUUGCGAGAGUGGCGGUUUCGCUGUCCCGGAAGGAAAAUAUUAUCUUGUUGAUUCUGGAUAUGCGAAUACUGAUCACUUCCUCGCGCCCUAUCGAGGGGAACGAUAUCACUUGAGCCAAUUUGAUGUAAAUGCACAAGCCCGAAGGCAUCGAGGACCUCGAGAUUUAUAUAAUCAUCGUCAUGCUCAAUUGCGAAACGUAGUUGAGAAAGCUUUUGGGAUCCUAAAGAGGCGGUUCAAGGUGCUUCGACAAGCAACACCAUUUCCCUACAAGGUGCAGUGUCGCAUUGCCCUCGCAUGUUGUGUCAUACACAAUUUCAUCAAAAGACACCAAGGGACCGAUAGGUACUUCAACAUGCAAAUGGACUCAUUGCCGAUGGACGACACACUUGAUGAAUCAUCAGCUCCUGUUGGGCCAGACGAGUCUCGGAGAGGAGACGCCCUUCGCACUAUGAUAACAGGGCAACUUUGGAACAAUAGAUAGGAGGAAAAUAUUGAGAAUGAUGUAAAUUUGUUUUUUACUUUAUGCUUUUUUUUUUCCUUCUCAACUUAUGUGCUGUGUCUUUAAACUGAAGUUAUUGCGUGCUGUUUUCCAUAUCUUUGUAAUUGGAAGUUAAGUUAUGUUA
Molecule: messenger RNA, 1501 nt
Organism: Ananas comosus (pineapple)
Lineage: Eukaryota; Viridiplantae; Streptophyta; Magnoliopsida; Poales; Bromeliaceae
Exons: 5
Coding region: 148-1359 (403 amino acids)
Source: RefSeq, a predicted model, not a curated record